Molecule: messenger RNA, 1218 nt
Organism: Desarmillaria tabescens
Lineage: Eukaryota; Fungi; Basidiomycota; Agaricomycetes; Agaricales; Physalacriaceae
Exons: 11
Coding region: 1-1218 (405 amino acids)
Biological process (GO): cell surface receptor signaling pathway
Source: RefSeq, a predicted model, not a curated record
AUGAACGGCGACUCGAUGGCGAAGUUCUUUAUAUUAGUCAAGAAGGCGGUGAAAAAGCCCAUUCCCUUUGUCAAGAAGAAGGGAAUUGAGACUCUUAUAGUGCCUCUGGAAUGUCUAAAGGCGACUGCUGGGUUAAUCCCGGUACCGGCCCUUGGACCAGCAACAGAUAUUGUCCUUUCCAUCUUGAAAAAAGUGGAUCAGAGCCAGCAGAAUACGGGGACUGCUCGUGAAAUCGCAAAUCUGUGCUUGAAGGCUCAUGUCACUCUAUCCGAGCAUCUGCAGAGCGUAGAAAUCACACCUACACUACUGGACAGCAUUCGACAAUUUGAAGUGGAUUUGCAUGAUGUCCAAAACACUGUCGAAGAAUACGAACAGAAGAUGUCGCUUGAUCAAAUCCUCUAUUCUAAAUCAUACAACGAUGAAUUGCAACGCCUCGAAAAACGGGUUAAAAGUACUCUGUCGCUUUUCCAAGUCAAGAAGUUACUUUCGCUUGAAGAAACCUGCACAAAGAUGUCCACAUCCUUGCAGCACAUCGAACAGAAUACUGUAGAGAAUAAUGCAUCCCUACAGCGCAUCGUUGAACUGCUGCUUAUGAAUCGCUCCGAACCUGCUCUGAAGCCCGAAGAACCACUAGUAGAUAUUGUGCAGAGAAGCCAUCUCACUCUCUGCGAAGAGAUCAUCGAUGGUCCAGGGUAUAGCCUUCAAAAAGCAGAAAUACGUGGAAAGAUCGUUACCAUCAAAGUGUUCACAGGCUGUGAAGCGAAAUCGACCUGGGAAGCGUCAACUAUGUUGGACUUGAAAGUUAUGCAUCCCAACCUACCUCACCUUAUCGGGGCUUCAAGUUCUGAUGAGCGGGGGGCGCUGUUCUCAGUGUAUGAUCUCGAUAUCAAGUGCCGGUUUGAAGAUGUCAUCCCGUCAUGGUUGACGAUCCAUUCUGAUAUUCUCAGUUCUUUGAUCGACAGAAUGAGUCGCGAUUUAAUAAGCGCACGGAAUCAUUUGUGCGAACAAAUUUGUUUGUUUGCUCAGUCUGGUGAAGUACACUUUGAUAUUCUUUGUGAUGCCCGCGACCGAUUCAUCCUCUCACUCCUUCCCUGGCCGGAAGCGGCCAGCUCCUCGACUGCCUUGGUCUCCCCUACGGACGAUAUCACAGACCUUGAUUUUGUGAUGGGUGACACCCGCCAUAACGCUGACGUUCGUACUCCUGUUUUCUUGGCUUGA